AAGGACGAUUCGAGGACAAUCUACAUGUAUCACUUUACCACUUGGCCCGACCAUGGUGUUCCUUCUGCCCCAGCUCUCUUGAGCUUCUGGAAACAAGUCAAGAAAAACGCGUCACAGACAAAUGGACCAAUCACUGUGCACUGCAGUGCUGGUAUUGGAAGAACUGGGACCUUCAUUGGACUUGACAGUCUGGUAGACGAGGCGAGGGACACUAAAAGUGUCAACGUCUUUGAGUGUGUCAGGAAGAUGCGAGAUAACAGAAUCAACAUGGUACAGACCCCGGAACAGUAUCAAUUCCUUCACGAGGUUCUUCUUGAAGCAAUAUCGUGCCGUGAGACUCUUUAUACAGUGGCAUCAUUCAAGGAACAAUUUACUGAAACCAAAACCCUAAGCCCAAAAGAAAAUGCUCGCUUGAAACAAGAGUUUAAAGACAUUACAAGCCUUAAGAAGCCUGUGUCCCAAAGGGACAUCGACACCGCCCAUCUUCCGGAAAACAAGGAGAAGAAUCGCAAUCAAAACAUUGUUCCAGCGUCUUCGCAUCGUCCGUACCUCUCUACUCAUAUUAAAGGUACCAAUGACUACAUAAACGCAGUCAGUUUGCCUAGCUGUAAGAAUAAAGAUGGCUUUCUGGUGACACAGAUGCCUUUGGAGCUCACAGUGAUAGACUUCUGGAGAAUGGUAUACGAGAUGGAGUGUACUACAAUAGUGUCCUUGACCUCACCUGAUGCUUUAGCGACAUCACAGGAUAUUGGUAUAUAUUGGCCAGAAUACGGCGAAUCCAUGACUGUUGGUCCUUUCACGGUCCAAAACAAGACCACGAUCACCGAGACUACCAGUUCAAACAUCACUGAGCUAAGCCUUGUUUUGGGUAAAGAGGAUCAGCUAAUAUAUGAAAACCAGGACACAAGGAACAUCGAAAUGUUCAUGCUGAACAACUGGUUGAUGGACGAUCGUUUGCCUCUAGACAAGUACGAACUGCUCAUGUUUCUAGACAAAUUGGAACGACGUCGAGAUGAGAUCGGAGAAAAACCAGUUGUGGUCCAGUGCAUUGAUGGCGCUAAGCAUAGUGGACUGUUCUGUGUUUUGUCUAACAUCAUCAGCAAACUGAAACUCGACGACGAUGUCGACAUCUUCGUCACCGUCAGAGAACUGCAGUGUAUUCGACCUCAGAUUGUUGAAUCAUUCAAACAGUAUCAGUACUGCUACGAGGUCGUCAAGGAAUAUAUGAACAGUCUGGAAAUAUAUGGCAACUUGUAAUAUCUCCAUUCAACACAAAAAUUCGGCAUACUUACUGAUAGAUAGGUGACACGGAUUAUUGACAUGACUGUACAGUUUACUUAUAGAUAGGUGGCAGAGGCUUUACAUACGACUAUAUUUUUCUUAUUAUAAUAGUUUAGCUAUAGGUAAAAUAUGUAAAGGUCAUCAUGCAUUUUGCAUGGGGCUGUCAAAAGGUUUGUAGAGCGAGAUACUGAAAGAGAUGACAGAUCUAAUGAUUGUACAUUACUUUUCAAUAUGAUCGUCAUUGACCUCAAUGUGUUUGGCUCAGUCAUCAUUCAAGCUGCUGAUGCUAGCAAAAUAGACAUCUUCUAGUGGGACAUUCGAAACCAUUUGUGCAGCCUUCAGAUUUUUAUCUUCUUCAAACCGGGUACCACGAAGGAGGGCGUCAGUUUCCGGAAAAGAUCAUUAUCAAUCAAAUGCGUGACUAAAUUUGAUGACGCUCCUCUGUUCCUAGUUGGAUGAAUUCACGGUUUCAUGAAGAUAGUAACCGUUAAGUAAGAAUAUGUACAUUUUUUUUUACAAACAGAGACUCGUGUUAUUGGUAGGGGAGUUAAUGGAUGAAUAAACGUUCUGAAAAACGCAAACGUAUGAUGAAGUGUCGUCAUUUGGUAUCUAGUUCUACGACCUUAUUGGAUUACCUUUCAUUGCUAAUGAUAAAAAGUAAUGGUAAACAAAUAGAUAUUGCUGAAUCAACAAUCAUUUGUAUGCAUUUAUUUGUUAAUGUACACGGAUCCUUUCUGUUUAUUUUGUUAUCUAAACACUUCUUUUUUGUUACCUGUUAUGAGAACAAUAUGUUGUUGAUGUAUGAUAUUUUAUAAAAACAUGUAUAUGAAUUAACACGUUUAUAAAGAUGUAAAACAAAUACAUUGCUGAAUCAACAAUCAUUUGCAUGCAUAUAUUAGUUAAUGCACAAACUAUUUUGAUACAAUCUUCCUGUCAGUUAUUAUUGUAUUAUCCAAACACUUGUUUUCUGUAGUUAUAAUGUUUUGUGCGUAAUCAAGACGUUCGUGUGAAGCAUAUGUUGUUAAAGUAUGAUAUUUCAUAAAACAUCUAUUAAUAUUGACCAAAUAAUAUAAAGGUGUAAGGAUAAACACAAGCCAUUGUUUUUUUCAAAAAUCACUUGUAUGCAUGAACUAUUUGGUGCAAAGACUAUUUUGAUAUAAUUUUCCGUUCCAUUUUUUUGUAUUAUCUAGAAACAUUUUCUGUAGGUACGAAUUUGUGUGUGCAUAACAUGUUUGGAAUUAUUGAAAUCCGAGUUUGAUUGUUAACACUUAUGUGAACAUGUUGUCAAGGAAUGCUAUCUUACACAAUUAACCAAAUGAUAUAAAUAUUGUAUAACCCUGUGUAUAUAUAUAUAUAUUAACCAAAUUGUAUAAAUCGUAUAUAAACACGUGUAUAAAUUAAUCAGGUGAAAUUGCUGUCAUGAAAUAAUACAUUUUUAAUCAACAAUCAACAACUGGUUUUGUCUUAAGUAUUAAUUUUCAGAAAAAAAAAAUCUACAUGUGUAGUUUAAAAACAAUCUAAAGAAAAGCAGUUUUUAUUCUAAAUAUUUGAAUUUUCAUCAAUUAUAAUACGCUUGUGGUCUACAGAGUUAGAGACGAAACAGCGAACUAAGGCUCCACAUAUGAAGUAGAUGUAUCUUAACAGUGAAAUCUAUAUAAUUGAUAUAUUGUUGAAAUAAUAAAAUAUUCAUUACAUCUGCAUUUUAUGGAUCGAUUCAUCUGGUCAAUUUAUUCACGUUCCCUAUUGUUUAUGUUAAACAUUUAUAUACAAGGCAGUGUGGAAGCUAUCAACCAACUUGGAGAGGAAUAUUUGCAAUGUUUUUGUUUUUGUUUUAGUAUUACUUGUAAUAAAGAAUCUGCCUUAGCUAAGGCAACACAGAUGUCUUCAAAUUCAUGAUUGAUCAGCUGAGUCAAGCAGUCAAAUGGCAUUGACAAAAUAGCACCAAUAGAUAACACAAUACAUUGAAGCUGAUGAUGAUGAUAAAUAUAGUGCAGAGAUACGAUUUUGAUAUUGUAAUACGGUUUUGAGACUUCCUAACAGGCGCACCGGCCUCGGUGGCGUCGUGGUUAGGCCAUCGGUCUACAGGCUGGUAGGUAAGGGUUCGGAUCCCAGUCGAGGCAUGGGAUUUUUAAUCCAGAUACCGACUCCAAACCCUGAGUGAGUGCU
Messenger RNA from Gigantopelta aegis, 3447 nucleotides. RefSeq names its product receptor-type tyrosine-protein phosphatase mu-like. The record is from RefSeq and is a predicted model, not a curated record. Gene Ontology annotation, biological process: protein dephosphorylation. Gene Ontology annotation, molecular function: protein tyrosine phosphatase activity. The transcript is spliced from 10 exons. NCBI's taxonomy places the organism in Eukaryota, Metazoa, Mollusca, Gastropoda, Neomphalida, Peltospiridae. The coding region runs from base 25 to 1257 and encodes 410 amino acids.